Molecule: messenger RNA, 282 nt
Organism: Entrophospora candida
Lineage: Eukaryota; Fungi; Glomeromycota; Glomeromycetes; Entrophosporales; Entrophosporaceae
Source: the annotation of a GenBank genome assembly
AUGACAGUUUUAGAGUGGAUAACUUUAACUAUUACACUACUUGGUAUUCAUACAUCUCCAGCAACAUACAAUAUAGCAUCUGUUGAAACAGAUGUUAUUGAGUCAGGUGCAUUAUUCAGUGUAAAUGAAGGCAUUCUUUUAUUAUUAGAAGAAGCUUCCAAUUCUGAUGCGAAUGCUGCUUCUGUUUCUGCUACUGCAUGGUUAUCAGAUAAAUGGAUAUUUAAAAGUUGGCCUUAUUACAACAAUGGAUUAACUGAAAAAGGUAUAAGCAUAUGUACCAAU